Phalaenopsis equestris is the source of this 600-nucleotide messenger RNA. RefSeq lists its product as uncharacterized. NCBI's taxonomy places the organism in Eukaryota, Viridiplantae, Streptophyta, Magnoliopsida, Asparagales, Orchidaceae. The transcript has 5 exons. The record is from RefSeq and is a predicted model, not a curated record. Gene Ontology annotation, cellular component: prefoldin complex. Gene Ontology annotation, biological process: protein folding. Bases 58 to 381 code for a protein of 107 amino acids.
AAUAAUGAUAUUUGAGAUGUCUGUGUAAAGCCGAAUCGGGUAUCGAAGAAGGCAAGCAUGGCUUCCUCUUCUUGGUCUUCUUCCUCCUCCGGGAUUUCGCAAGAUGAAAAUUCUAGGAAAGAAGUUCUCAAAGAGAUAAGGAAUCACGAGAUUGCGAUCGGGGAGCUAGACAGUCUCUCGGCCUCCCGUGCUGUAUAUCACAAAAUCGGCAAUAUUUACUUCCGCAGGAGCAUUGAGGAUGCAAAAGCAUUGGAGGAAAAGAAACUUGUGGCAGGCAAGGCUCGGUUACAGAAGCUUGAUGCAGCAGAAUUAGUUAGUGGAGCAGACAACACUAAAAGUUACAGACGUUGCUUCAAAUUUGGUCGAGAUCAUACAAAGUGAAAGCUUCAAGUUCUAGACUCCUUUUUUGAGUUAUGAAGAUGAGAAAGAUAACAUUGACUAAAUAUAUGGUGGUUGACAACUUGUGUGCCUAUCUUUCUUAUUAUCCUCUUUUUUUUUUAAUUGUAUUGACUUUAUGUACAGAGAACUGAUGUUCUCUCAGUCUUCCGAUUACGUGUAUUUUAUUUUUAGACAGAAGUAAUAUAUUUCACCUCACUGUCA